Molecule: messenger RNA, 1710 nt
Organism: Dibothriocephalus latus
Lineage: Eukaryota; Metazoa; Platyhelminthes; Cestoda; Diphyllobothriidea; Diphyllobothriidae
Source: the annotation of a GenBank genome assembly
AUGUCUCGUAUCCUCACGAGUUCCAAUAAAUUGUCUCUGAUGGCAGUCUGUCGUUAUGUUAGAACCGUUAAAAACGAGACGGAACUCAGUGAACUGAGAGAGAAGUGCUCUUCUCUCGAAGCAAAGACAAACGCUAGGUUAAUUGGACCUUCUCUUCCACCGUGGAUAAUGGAGGAAAAAAAGACCGACCCGAGCGAUCUCGAAAAAUUAGCUAAUGCUGACCCAGCAACUCUGCGCUCUCGUGUUCUGGAAUUGGAAAGCCAAGUUCAUGAACUAAAUCAACUCUUAACCUACAGGGAGGAUGUUAUACUUCGAAUACAUGAGGAAAUAUCCAAAAAAGCCUCCAGAUUAGAGGCUGCCGAAGUAGAAAGAUCCAGCCUUAGUGCUCAAGUAAGCAUUUUAAAGCGUGAGUUAGCAUGUCUUCGAGACGACGCUCCGCGGCGACGAGGUGGCUAUCCACCAGAAAUUGAAAUCGAGAUCGAGCGGUUGCGAGGUAAACGCGAUCGAGAAUAUCAACGCCGCAAACGGGCUGAAACUGAAAUGGACGAACUGGACCAAGAAAACAUUGAACUGAAAGCCAAGAUCAAAACUCUCGAAGAACAACUUGCAAACAUUCCUCCUCCAAAGCCGGCCGCACCACAGGGAGAUCCGACAGAUAAAUCCCGUAUUGCGGAGCUUCAGGCGGCUCUUAGUCAACUACGAAUGGACAACGAAGCCAAGCGUUCCGAGUUGUUCGAUCUGAGAUCUCGUUUUGAUGAAAAAUCUGCGCAACUGGACAAAUUGGCCGCUGAAGUGAAGACGAAAGAGCGAGCCGUUGCCGAUUUAUCUACUGAACUAUCUUCCAAGAUUUCCCAGUUGGAAUAUGCCAACAAAGAGUUAGAGUCCGUCCGUUGCCGUGUGGUUCGGGGUGGUUCCGAAACAGAAAGGUGGCAAACGGACAUAAACAGCGUCCGGACAACCAACCGAUUCUUGUCUGCACAGGCGAACGAGCUACGUCUAAAACUUGAGGGUUCCGAGAAACGGGUCGAUCAUCUCCAGAAGCAACUGAUGUCGAAAUUACAGGAUAGCGAAUAUACAAACAACCCACAACAAGUUUCGGCUGACAAUCACCCAUUAGCAUGUCCUGCAUGUGGGGAGAAGAUUCAAAAUGGCAUAUCUUUUGCUGACAACAACCACGACGAUUCGCAGAUUGUCGCAGAUUUGAAGGGUAAAGAGGAGCAAUGUAAGAUGCUGGAGCAACGCUUAACCGAAGCUACAAAUAAAGGGACCGAUUUAGUUAAGAAGUUGAAAACUAUUGAGACCGAACAUUCUGGUCUCCAAGAGCUAUACGCUAACCUUCAAACCGAAUUAGAAAUCCUCCGAAAUUCCUCUGAGAAAAAAUCGGAGUGUGCCAUGUGUGCAGAAUUGAAGCUUCAGUUGCAGAAUGUGGAGUCAGAUCUUGUUGAAGCAAACCAUCUCCGCUCUUCCUCGGUUUCUGAGUUAAACGAACUCAGAGAGAAACUUGCCCAGGCUGGGAACAAUUCUUGCGACUUGCGCCAUGAAAUCAACUCCUUACAGACAGAUCUGGCAAAUUCGUCGGACAAACUGCUAACCAUAAAGAGCACAAUAAUGAGCUUCAUUAGUGAAGUUGACUCGGGACAGUGCAUUUGUUCAGGAGACACUUCAGGCGUUGAUCGACUCCGGCUUGCUACCACGGCUCCCCUCCAGUGA